Messenger RNA from Podospora pseudopauciseta, 2083 nucleotides. RefSeq lists its product as uncharacterized. The record is from RefSeq and is a predicted model, not a curated record. Lineage: Eukaryota; Fungi; Ascomycota; Sordariomycetes; Sordariales; Podosporaceae. Bases 197 to 2083 code for a protein of 628 amino acids. The transcript is spliced from 4 exons.
CUUAGGCAUUUGCACGGGUUCAAGGGCACCAACAUGUCAAGAGACAUCUCAAUCUUUUAUUAGUGCUAUGGGGAAAACAAGCUGUCUUCCGGUUUUUUGGUCCUGCAUGUCGUUCGUUUUGCCUUGGUUCCAUGGCUCCCACUAAAUAAGCUUCAGGCUGGCGUUCAAGUGGCCCGGCACCUCUUCACCUUGAGCCAUGCCCUCGAGCACCUCGGAAGCAUGCGAGUCGUCCGCGCGUCACCUUGUAAUCCUCACUCGUCUCGGAGAUUCAACAUUGCGGUCUAAUCCUUCCCGUAGGAUCAUGGCCUACUCGACGAAAGUUGUCGGGCCUUUAUCGAGUCCGCGCGGUAGGGAAGACAAUGUCCUGAUCAUUCCCAAACCUCCUCCUCCAAGGCCAUCGCUCCCUGGCCGCCGUGUCAAGCAGGUUGCGCCUUUUUCUCAUCCGGAAAUCACUCGCCGGCGGCCCUUACGAUCCACUACCGUCUUGACAGAGUAUACCACUAUUACCACCACCCCCGUCGUUGUUGUCUUGGUCGAAGGUCCUUUCACCACUGGCUAUGCUCAAGACACGGCCACCACACAAAAAGCAAACCUUUUGUUUUCUACCAAGCGAGGAACACUGUUAACAAGGACAAGGAUCGCUGGAGUGGCAGAGCCCACUCGGACAAUCUUUGUGGCCAUGGAUGCCGCCCUGUAUGCCCCUCCGCCGGAACCGACAGCGUCUGCGGCCGUCGACCUCCCUCAGGAUCCAGGAAAUGGAGCGAUGCUCGCAGGGGAGUGUGCGUCGGCGCAGUAUACACUCAUCGAUGAUGGUGGGCCGACCUUGAUAUAUGCGCCCUUUGUGGGCUGUAUCAACAAUAAACCAGAUUGUUGUCCCUAUACACCCGCAACCAUGGCUCAAAAGUUCAAGGCCGUUGUCACAGCCAGUUCCGAUGUGUUUCCCACUCCGCAAAAUCAGCAAGAUUCCACAAUGAAAAGUUGUGCUGCCGAUUACUACUCCGUCUCUGGAAGUUGCUGCCCAAGCGGCUACGUACUUUGGACCUCCGUCAUGGGUGGCCAAACACCAUGUAUAAGGGCUCUCACAGUAACCACCGAGGUGCAGACCAUCACCAACACGCCGGCCGCGACAACAACGAAACCGACCAUGGCCGUCACGGGCGUUGUCUUUGCCAUGGCCUAUCCACUGGAGGAAACCUCGGGAGGACUCCCGAGUGGAACAAUCGCAGGCAUAGUCGUGGGCAUCAUCAUGGGAGUAUUCUUCCUAGCGGCGGUGAUAUUCUUCAGUUGCCGCUACCGGCGCAGCAAACAACUGAAGAACUUCAAGAAGGAACUCCAUCAAAACUUCUAUGGCGAUAACGGGACUGGAACAUCGGAAGUUCCGACGCUCGUUAACAAUACGAACGCCAACAGUACACGGGGAAGCACUACUACCACGAUGGCGCAUCAUCGGCCACAAAGCUCCCUUUGCGGCACCCAUUACCUCCACCGCAAGACCAUCAAGCGCGACUCGGUCGCCAGCCUCGGGCACAAAGAGGAGCGAGACUUGUCCCAGGUCGAUAACCCCGACGAACGAUACACACCCGACUCGGCCUACCCCCAAAGACCGCCAGCCAAGGAAGCGAUGGUAAGGCGGGAAUCAUCAGUACACAGUCUGGAUUCGCAGCUAUCUCUCCAUGACGAGAACUGUUACGACAACAUCUUGCCCUCCCCGGGCACGCCAGGGACUUUGGCAGAUGGGAAUAACAAUCACAAUAUCCGUAACAGCAGCAAUAAUCCAACCAACGAUUGGGCUGUCUCUGGGUCGGAAUUGCACCUGGCAAAACCGCAGAGGCUGUCGAGGGGAUACCCGAAGAUAGUGUACACUCAUUCCCAUGGACAUGGGAGCAAUACAAGUGUGCCGACUACGGUGAAUGGUGGCGAGGGUGGGGGAACGGGGAGGCCGUCCACCUCUACUUCAGGGAGUGCGAGCGGGUCGGGAAGUAUUUGCAGUAAGCCGUCGACAAGGUUGGAAGUUAUGCCGGGAACGCCGGAGGAGGAUAAUAAGACCAAUGGGAACAGGGAGAGGCAGAAGGUUGAGGUUUGA